This is a messenger RNA of Macrobrachium nipponense, 2408 nucleotides long. Its product is annotated as baculoviral IAP repeat-containing protein 7-B-like. Bases 170 to 1510 code for a protein of 446 amino acids. Gene Ontology annotation, biological process: negative regulation of apoptotic process; positive regulation of protein ubiquitination; regulation of cell cycle. Gene Ontology annotation, cellular component: nucleus; cytoplasm. The transcript is spliced from 7 exons. NCBI's taxonomy places the organism in Eukaryota, Metazoa, Arthropoda, Malacostraca, Decapoda, Palaemonidae. The record is from RefSeq and is a predicted model, not a curated record. Gene Ontology annotation, molecular function: cysteine-type endopeptidase inhibitor activity involved in apoptotic process; ubiquitin protein ligase activity.
UGACCCUGUUUGGAGCGCCAUAGUACGAUAGCAUUCAUUCGCUCAGGCCGGUGAGGAAUAAUUCAAUAUAUAAAGAGAGAAAGAGGAAAUCAAAAGGUGCGUUUCUUCUUUCGUAAAGGAUCCAGUUGCGUGCUUAAGAGGGACUGAAAUUAAGUUUAUUGCAUCAGCUAUGUCUGGGAUUCAAUACGACGGAAUGAUGGUCGGGCCGUCACCUAACUCAGUUACUGAAAGACAGCCCGAAAACAGGAGUGAGAGAAGGUUCCACUGGCAGUCUGCUUUGCUUCUGGAAGCUGUACGGCGACAGACGUUCAGCAAUUGGCCGGUGGCUUACAUUGAUCCCGACGAAUUGGCGAAGGCCGGGUUCUUCUACUUGAGAACCGAGGACCACGUCCAGUGUACCUUCUGCCAGGGGAUUGUGGGAUACUGGGACCAAGGCGAUAAACCUGAAGAGGAACAUCGCAAGCACUUCCCCAAUUGCCCUUUCAUCACAGGUGCCGCCACUGGGAAUGUCCCUAGAGCUGGUUCUGAUGAAAAUGAUACUGCUCUAUUUAGCUUCCUCUAUGACUAUUAUACCUUCAGGGUGUCAAGCACAAGGCCACAGCAGUUGAAUACUUCCUACCAAACAGAUUCCAAUAAAAUACCAGAUGGUGGACAACUGGCUUUCCCACAUCUGAACACCGUCUCCAACCGCCUGUCUACUUACACCCGGUGGCCGAGGCACGUCAACGUCGGCCCUGAUGUUUUGGCAGAAGCCGGCUUUUUCUCGACAGGAUUGGCUGACUGGGUUCAGUGCUUCCACUGCGGAGGGGGCCUCUAUGGAUGGCGAUUUGGGGAUAACCCACUCAUGGACCACGCCAGGUUUUACCCAUUUUGCCCCUUUGCGAGAGGAAAGUUGGGUGAUGAUGUCGUCAACACCGCUUUGAAGGAAAAUCCUCCGCCAUUGAGUGGCUCAAGAAAGAUUUCCUUAACAGACGCUGAAGCUGAGUUACUGCUUCAUCAUCCUAUGGCUAAGAGACUCGUGGGAAUGGGUCUGUCCCCAGUGUCGGUGAGGGAGGCCCUAAGGAACCUCCUCGAGAGCCGCGGCAUCCUGUGCAGGACCGUCACCGAGGCCCUGGAGCUCGUUUUUGACUACGAGGAGAAGCAGCGGCGCAAUUCCACCUCUAGUACCAUGAGUCACGAUGGUCCUAUGCUACCAAACGAAGUCGUCAAUGGGCAUCGAGUACCAUGUUCAGCAACAACGCCUUCCAGCCCUUCUUUUUCUACGCUUCCAGCAAUUCGGAAACCAAGCGCCGAUUACACCAGGCUCUUGGAAGAAGUAGAGACCAUGAAAAACCAAGUCCUGAAGGAGGAACGCAGACUUCUGUGCCGCCUGUGUCAGAAAUCGCCAAUCGCCGUGGUUUUCCAACCGUGUUCUCACCUUCAUUUGUGCGCAGAGUGCGCGCGGCCCAGGGACACCUGUCCCACCUGCGGAGCAGUUGUCAGAGGCACCCUGAAGCCCAUAUUAACCUAAGUAAAGCCUUGCAGUCUUCUGUAGAUGAUCGUAACUCCAUUCGGUGCACUGACACUGUAACCGAAGUUUGUCCUUCCGUCCAACCCAGAAAAGCGUUUCAUUGCAAGGGACGAAGAGGCUAUCAAAGAUCUCCGCUUAUGAGACUCUGUCCCAACCAAUAUUGUCCUAAAAGAAAUAUGGUCUUAUCAGACAGAGGUUUACAAUGUCCACGAAAACCUCCGAAGUUCAGAAAAAUGCAAAGCUUCCCAUUAUUACCAGUACUCACCAACUACUAGUCCUUUUACCAAGAGCAUUACCCGGCGUUGUAUUUCCCACCAAAAGAAACGCUGUUUUAAAAUCAAAUUCCUCAUUGCCGCAAAGUUACCCUUACGUAUAACUGCCAUUUCCCUCAAUAACUUUUAUAUAUUGAAAUCCUGUGAACCUUCGUUCUUUCCCAUGCUGAAUGAUUCAAUUAAAAAUUAUAAGAAAAGGCACAAAAAUCUUAAUUACGAUUAUUUAUCUUAUUAUUAUAAUAAAUAAAUUAUAUGAAUUUUAAAGGCAAUGCAGUGGGCUGAAAAUUAACAGGUGCAUCUUAAUUUUAUUGAGGUACAGUAAUUAUUAACUCAAUUCAGGUCUGUCGCUCAAUUGAAAGUGCAACGUAAUUCUUUGUAAAUUAACAGAUCAAUUUCACGGUUCUUAACAUAAUCAUCGUUGCAUUUCAAUAUUGCCAGACCGUUAAGUGUGCUACGCAGUUCUCUGAGAAUUUAAGAAGUCAUUCAUGAAUAUGCAAAAUGCAAACACGAUUAUAACAAAAUUCAGGUUUUUGGAGACGUAGAGCCAAUCUUCCAGAUGGAAACAUAAUAUUGAAAAUAUCUGGUAUCCUGAAGAUUAAAUAAAUAUGCGAAGAAUUAUCGUCAUA